AUGAGUUUAAAGAUUCUAUAUUUCGUGUUUAUUUUACAUUAUAUAAAUGCUGAAUUACUUCGACCACCUUAUCUAAAUUUGGCCAGAGAAAAACAUAUUACUGUUUCUGCAACAGCAACAUGCGGUGAAUUUAUUAAUGAAAAAACGGGAAAAAUAACAAAAAAAAAAGAAUUAUAUUGUAAAUUAACGGGUUCAUCACCGUAUGAAAAAGAUUUUAAAGAUUCAAAUCUCAUAUAUGGUCAAUAUUGUGAUACAUGUGAUCCAAAUAUACCAGAUAAAGUUCAUAGUGUCAAUUAUACAAUAGAUGGUACUGAUCGAUGGUGGCAAUCACCACCGUUAUCUCGUGGUAUUGACUAUCAGAGAGUUAAUGUUACGGUGAAUCUUGGUCAAGAAUAUCAUGUGGCUUAUGUUUAUGUUAAAAUGGCUAAUUCACCUCGUCCAGCUGUAUGGGCUUUAGAAAGAUCAACAGAUUAUGGAAAAACGUUUAAAACAUGGUUCUAUUUUGCCAAUGACUUUGACUGUCGAUCGAUAUUUGGUAUAGAACCUGUUUUUAAUAGAUCAUUCCUUAAUGAUGAUGAUGUUGUUUGUGAAACAAAAUUUGCUAGUCGUAUACCAUUAGAAAGCGGUGAAAUGGUUAUCAGUUUGAUUAACGAACGCCCGAAUGCAAAAAAUUUUUCUUAUAGUGAUACACUUCAGCAGUGGACACGAGCUACCAAUGUUCGUCUAAGAUUACUUCGUCCAACUACUUUACAAUCUCAUUUGAUACCAUCGCAAAUGCGUGAUGAUUCAGUUACAAGACGGUACUUUUAUUCGAUAAAAGAUAUUGCUCUUGGUGGCCACUGUGUGUGUAAUGGACAUGCGGAAAGUUGUGAUAAAACUGAUCCAAAAACGCCAAAUAAAAUGGUAUGUCGCUGUCGACAUAAUACAUGUGGUGAUUAUUGUCAAUACUGUUGUCCACCAUUUGUUCAAAAAAAAUGGAAACAAAGUCGUGAAAAAGAUGGUUUUGAAUGUGAACCAUGUCAGUGUUAUGGACAUUCAAAUGAAUGCCAAUAUGAUGAGAACAUUGAUCGUCAAAGUUUAAGUAUUGAUAUACACGGAAACUAUGAGGGUGGUGGUCGUUGUGUCAAAUGUCAACAUAAUACAGAUGGAAUUAACUGUGAAAAAUGUGUAAAAGGCUACUUUCGUAAUAUAACAAAAAAAGUAUCGGAUUCAGAUGUUUGUCAGAAAUGUAAAUGUAAUUUAAAAUUUUCAACGGGUAAUUGUGCUGAGGGAACAGGAAAAUGUGAAUGUAAAGCACAAUAUUCGGGCAUUAACUGUGAUGAAUGUUCAGUUGGUUACUAUAAUUAUCCGGAAUGUAAGCCAUGUUUAUGUUCGAUAAAUGGCACAGCUGAUCAUAAAUGUUUGCCUGACUCCGGACGGUGUGUAUGUAAAAUGAAUUAUGAUGGUGAUUUUUGUGAUACAUGUGCACCAGGUUAUUACAAUUAUCCUGAAUGUCAACCUUGUGAAUGUGAACGUUUAGGCAGUGAUGGAAAUAUAUGUGAUAUAACUACUGGCCAAUGUCCCUGUCGUUUAAACUAUCAAAAUCGAACGUGUGAUACAUGUAAAAAUGGUCACUUUGGCUUUCCAGGAUGUUUGCCGUGUGUUUGCAAUACCGAAGGAACAACCAACGAAAUAUGUGACAAAGAGGUGGGUUUAUGUGUAUGUAAACAAAAUUUUGCUGGUCCUAACUGCGAACAAUGUUCAGCUGGAUUUUAUGGACAUCCAACCUGUUCACCAUGCAAUUGCGAUCAAACAGGUGUCAUUUAUGAUGCUUGUGAUCAACGUGGUCAAUGUCAUUGUAAGGCAAAUUUUGGAGCUCGUCAAUGCAAUCAAUGUGCUCCUGGCUAUUAUCGUUAUCCAGCAUGUAUCCCUUGUUCAUGCGAUCCUCAUGGUGCGUUAGGCGUUAGUUGUCAACAAUCAACAGGACAAUGUAUCUGUAAAUCAAAUUAUGCGGGCGAUAAAUGUCAAGAAUGUAGACUAGGUCUCUUCAAUUUUCCAUACUGCGAAGAAUGCAAAUGUGUACCAGCCGGUGUUCGAAAUGAUUUUUCCGGUUGUGGAAGACAUAAUAUUCCAGGUGUUUUGUGUCUGUGUAAAGCAAAUGUCGAAGGAAGACAGUGUGACAGAUGUAAAGAAGGUCAUUGGAAUAUGCGAACGGCUAAUCCAUUAGGUUGUGAGUCAUGCGAUUGCAGCGAAGCUGGCACUCUUGGCAUAUUAAAUGUAUGUGAUCAAACAAAUGGACAGUGUCCAUGUAAAAUAACUACUCAAGGACAACGUUGUGAUCAAUGUGCUGAUGGAUAUUUUUCUCUCAAAAAAGAAGAUCCAUUUGGCUGUGAGCCAUGUCGUUGUUCACUAGGCGGUGCUCUUUCUUCUGUUUGCGAUAAAGAAACCGGACAGUGUUCAUGUCGUCCAAAUAUUGUCGGUCGGGAAUGUAAUACUCCGGCUGAUAAUCAUUACUUUGCAACAUUACAUCAGUUUCGAUAUGAGGUGGAAGAUGGUGUUACACCAGUUGGUUCGGCCGCGCGAUAUGAAUUUGAUUCAAAUGAAUAUAAAAAUUAUUCAUGGAAAGGUUACGCAAAAUUUUCUGCUUUACAACCAGAAGUUCAAGUAAGCGUUCAAUUACCAAAGCCGACUGCAUACCGUUUUCUUAUUCAUUAUCGUUCAUAUAAAACUGAUCAACAACAAACAGAUGCAAACAGCAUUGACUUUAAAACGCCUCAAUUACAUGUGAAAUUUGUCUCGCGUUUUGUAAAUCCACUUAGUAAUGCACAGAAUUUUGAUAUUGAUAUUCCAUACAAUGAAGAACCAUCGUUUCAAGCCGGUGGUUUAUUAACAUCGGAAAGUGCACCGAUGAAUGAUUAUAUUUUAACACUCCGUACAAAUGAUCCAAUAUUUAUCGAUUACGUUUUAUUUAUACCCAUAGAAUAUGUAGAAGCCAAUGCACUUCAACAAAAUGAUGGUUCACCAGACAGACCAUGUGAAAUAGACGAUGAAGAAGAAUGUUAUCAUUAUCGUUAUCCGACUUUAUACGGUAUGCCUACUACAACACAAACACAUUCAUAUGGACAAAAUAGUCCGGUCGAAAGUGUCGAUACUAAUACACUACAACGACUGGGUGUUGAUUCGUUGACGAGUAUCGAACGUGGAAGAGAUUAUCGAUAUGAUCUACAAAUACCGACGCCUGGUCUGUACUAUAUCGUUGUUGAUUAUCAUACACUAGAUGCUGAAAAUAGUCAUGCUCAAGUACAAGUCAUGAAUUCAGCUUCGAUCGAUAACAAAGCCGAAAUUUAUUUUUCUUAUUGUUCGUAUAGUUUUAUUUGCCGUCAGAUUGUUACACAGACAAACAUCCGAAAACCAAAAAUAUUAUCAAUGACGAACGAUGGACGAGCCACAGUAAUUAUCCAUGUUACAAAUCAAGAAUCAACCGGUCCAAUUGCUAUUCAAAGUAUUACUGCUAUACCGAUCACACAAUUCACAUAUGAGUUAUUAAAACCACAAUUUUCGUGUGUUAGAGAGGAUGAUACACCAUGUGGUGAAGUAACAAAUGGGCAGAACAUAAUGAAAUUCGAAGCUGAAGAUUAUUAUAACCAACAUCUGAAAACAAAUCAGUUUCCUGGUGCAGAUCAAUUGGUUGUGAAUAAUGUGAGUGCUCCCGUAUUUGUGGUGCCUUUAAAUUCAACAAUGCCCAAUAUUUAUGUCUACGGUCGACUGAACAAUGAACAAGUCGAUGCAACUGAUUUUCCCAAUAAUUAUAUGCUGACAAUUCAUUAUUUUCAAACCGAACAUUCAAUUGUUCCAGUCAACAUCAUUUUCUAUAGUCGAAGUGGUGAUAGUCAAAUUGGCGAAAUUCGUGCUUCACUUUGUCAACGACCGCAAGGUUGCAAUCAAAUAAUAACCUUACAAAAUGGUUCAAAUUCAAUUCGAUUAAAUGAACCUGAAUUUACCGCCUAUUUAGCUAUAAAUCCAAAUCAAUCAAUCUUUAUUGAUUAUAUUACCGUACAAAAAAUAGACGAUAAACAACAGGAAACACGUUUAGCAUCCACAUCACCGUCAUCUGAUCGUGCAUCACAAUUCGUUAAACAAUGUUUAUCGAAAAAUAAUUAUGAUAUUAAAUUUGAUUCAAAUUCAAAUUCAAAUACAUUUUGUCGUCAAGCACUUGUUUCAUUAUCAGCAACAUUUAAUGAACGAGCAUUGCCAUGCCUUUGUGACCCAAUUGGUUCAAAAAAUUUUACGUGUGAUCAAUACGGUGGACAAUGUAGUUGUAAAUCAAAUAUUAUUGGAAGACGUUGCUCUUUAUGUGCUACUGGUUAUUGGGGUUUUCCCGAUUGUCGACCUUGUAGUUGUCCAAGUAAAAUAUGUAAUCAACAAACGGGAGACUGUAUUUGUCCGCCAAGGGUAACCGGUCGAAACUGUGAUCAAUGUGCAGUAAAUACGUACGGUUUUGACCCAUUGUUAGGUUGUGAAGAUUGUCAGUGCCGUAUUGAAGGUGUUGUUAGUCAACGAAUGGAUUGCGCUUUAAAAAAUGGCCAGUGUUAUUGCCGAGAAAAUGUUGCAGGACGCACAUGUGAUCACUGUGCUUCUGGUCAUUUCAAUUACCCCCAUUGUAUGAAAUGUGAUUGUGAUCAAGCCGGUACUGUUGACAGUAUCUGCGAUCCUUAUACAGGAACUUGCUUGUGUAAAGAAAAUGUCUAUGGACCACGAUGUGAUCAAUGUAAACCGGCAACAUUUGCUUUGCAAGAUGAUAAUCCAAAAGGUUGUACAAAAUGUUAUUGUUUUGGUACAACGAAUAAUUGUCGAGGUGCACAGUUUUCCUAUCGUAUAAUACGUAAUAUGUCUGAUUGGACUUUAACAAAUCCGGCCCUUCGUCAUGAUCGAAAAGAUGGUCGUUUAACACUGUAUGCUACACCUUCCGACGGAGUUAUUCCAACAACGGAUGAUGAUCCAUUGUACUGGAUUGCACCAAGAUUAUAUUUAGGUAAUAAAAUAUUAACUUAUGGUGGAAAUUUGACAUUUAAAAUUAAUUAUGCUACCAAUAGUCCCGUUCAAAAUCGAUCAUUAACAAAACCACUAGUCCUAUUACGUGGCAGAGAUCUGACAAUAGCAUAUUUUCAUCCAAGACCCAUUCAAUCAAAUCGUGAUGAGGACAUUAUUGUACCGUUAAAAGAAUUGUAUUUUAAAUAUCAAGUACGAGGUGGUGGAAGUGGAUCAUCACCGAUUACACGUGAAACAUUUAUUCAAGUAUUGAGUAAUAUAACAAAUUCAUACAUUCUUGCAGGCUAUAAUCCAUCUAUGACAUCAACGACGGUUGCGGCUGUUCAACUACAUCACGCAGAUCCAAAAUCGAUAACAAAUGGUACUCGACAAGCAAAAAGCGUUGAGGUUUGCGCUUGUCCACCAAACUACGCCGGUUUAUCGUGUGAAACGUGUGCCAGAGGAUUCUAUAAACAGUAUCAAGGAUUGAACAAUUGGAUAUGUAUACCAUGUAAUUGUAAUGGCUAUAGUGACACGUGUGAUAUUGAAACAGGAAAAUGUUUAUAUUGUCGAAAUAAUACAGCUGGUAGUUAUUGUGAUACAUGUCGUACAGGUUAUAAUGGCGAUCCAACACGUCAGAUACCAUGUAGAAUAUGUGCUUGUCCCCUGUCAUUGGAAUCAAAUAAUUUUGCUAGUUCGUGUGAAAUGAAUGCGUUACAAGGUGAAACAACACGAUGUUUUUGUCAACAAGGAUAUUAUGGCGACCGUUGUCAAUCCUGUUAUCCAGCCUAUUGGGGAGAACCAAGUAGACAAGGUAGUCGUUGUACAUUAUGUGAAUGUAAUGGUAAUAUUGAUUUAUAUGAUUGGAAUGCGUGUGAUCAAAAAACGGGCAAAUGUAUUAGUUGUUUAAAUAAUACAGCUGGAGAUCAUUGUGAACGAUGUCGUGAUUGGUUUUAUGGUGAUGCAUUACGAGCAAAAAGUUGUCAACAAUGUCAAUGUGCACAAUGUGGUUCAAAUAGAUGUGAUGGUCAAACAGGACGAUGUUCAUGUAAACAAGGUGUGACAGGUCCAAGAUGUGAUCAAUGUUUAGAAAAUCAUUAUGGUUAUCAUUUAUGUGAUGGUUGUAAAACAUGUGAUUGUGCUGUGGGUGCAAAAGAUCUUACAUGUGAUACGUACACUGGUCAAUGUCAAUGUAAACCGGGUGUUACUGGUAGAAAAUGUGAUGUAUGUAUGACUGGUUAUUGGGAUUUAACAAUUGAUGGUUGUAAACAAUGUCAAUGUGAUCGAUUUGGUACAAUACGACAUUUAACAAAUACGGGAUUAAGUUGUGAUGCAAACACGGGUAAAUGUUUUUGUAUUGAAGGUGUUAGAGGUGAACGAUGUGAUCAAUGCGAAGAAUAUUAUACAAUUGUUGAAGGACGUGGAUGUUUACCAUGUGAUAAAUCGAAUAUUGUACCAGAAGGUUGGUGUUCUCGACAAUUAAUUGAUGAUGUUGAUCAAUUAAGAAUAAAUUUAAAUAAAACAAUUGAUAAUGCAAAUAAAAUAACUCAAGGACGUACAGCAUCGGAAAGAGUUGAAAAAAUGAAAUUACGUGCAAAUAAUUAUCGUAAUUUAGCUAAUAAUAGUACAUUAAAAACUCGAUGUGAAUAUGAUCAAUUAUCAUUAUCUUAUCCUGCCAAUGUAUUUUGUUUAAAUGAGCAUACAAAAAAUUUAACACAAACAUUAAAUAGUAUUGAUACAUAUUUUAAACAAAUUUUAAUUGAUGUUAAUUAUGAACAAGAUCAAGUAAAAAGUUUAAUGUCAAAAGCUGAAUAUGAACAUGAUAGAGUUAAAGAACAAGUAGAAUUCUUAGAAGAUUUUGCUGAUGAUAUUGAUGUAUUUUCAACAAAUUUAACACAACAUGGUGAUGAUGAUCCAACCUAUGUUAUACAUCUUAUAGAUAGUGUUCAACAAAUAAUGGAUCAAUUUCAAAUUGAUAAUGAACAAGAUACAAUUGAUAAUUAUACAAUACAAAUUGAUUUAUUUCAUGAUAAUGUUAAAUUAAUUGAAUAUGAUUUACAAGAAACAAUGAAUAAUAUAAAUCAAUUACAAAAUCAAACAAUAGAAUUUGAACAACGUACAAAACAAAUGGAAAAAUUAACAAAUAAUGCUAAUGAUAAAUUAAAUCGUAUUAAUAAUCAAUUACAAAUAUUUGAUGAAAUAUCAUUAAUGAAAACAAAAUUAAAACAAAGUUUAACAUUAAAAAAUACAUCUGAUACAAAAUUAAUUAAUAUAACAACAAUAAAAAAUGAUAUGAAUGAUUUAUAUAAUGAUUUACAAAAUACAUUUAAAUUAACAACAAUAAAUUAUCAACAAAUUAAUCAAAGUAUGAAUAAUUUAAAUUCAAAAUUAAAUGAUAUUACAACGGAUAAUAAUCGUGUAAGAACAAAUAUAAGAAAAAUUUAUGAUCAUGUACGAAAUAUAAGUGAAACAUCAAAUUAUUUACAAGUUUUAUAUGAUAAUAUGAAACGUCAAACAAAUUAUACAUUAUAUCGAAUAUUUGUAUUUAAAAAUAUUAUUGACAGUGUUAAUUCACUUGAUAAAACAACAACAGAUUUAAAUAAAAAUUUAACGGAUACUUAUUUACAUGUACAACAAAAAAUAAAUCAAACAAAUUUAAUUGUAGAAAAUCUUGUACAACAUCAUCAUCAAGAUACAAAUAAUUUAAUGAUGAAUAAUAUUGAACAACAACAAUUAGUUUCAACAAAUAAUCAUUAUAAUGAUCGUAUUGAUAAAAUAAAUCGUUCAGCAACUGUUUAUUCACGUUCAUUGGAAACAAGUGAAAAACAAUUACCAUCGUAUAAAUUAAGAAUUGAUGAAUUAAAACAGACGGCUGAUAAUUUAGAACCAGAUUCAAAUCGAAUUUAUGAAGAAAGUGAACGAAGAAAAGCUGAAUUUGAAACAUUAAAAGAAAAAAUAUUAGCAGAAAAACCAAUGAAUUCAUCGAAAUUGAGUGAUAAACCAUUACAAAUGGAAUUUCGUGAUACUGAGGAUACAAUAUUAAAAAUGAAAAAUUGGGAAGCAACAGCUGAUGAACAAUUGAGUACAGCCAAAUAUACAUAUGAUCAAACAGUAAAAUUACAGGAAGAUAUUUUUGAUAUUGUUAAUGAAAUACAUAAAUUGAUUGAAGAAUCACGUUCGAUUGUUAGUGCUGUCCGAGUUGGUGCAUCAUUUAAUCGUAGUACUGGUGUUAGUCUACAUAAACCAUCGAGUUUUAAAGAAGCUAAUAUCCAUUCAAAAUUAUCAUUAUCAUUUCGUACCCGAGAACCAAAUGGUCUUUUAGCUUACGUGGGUAAUGAAGCAAAUAAUGAAUUAGAUUCCAAACCAAAUUAUAUGGCAUUAAAAUUAAAUGAACAUGGACAACUUGAAUUUAAUUAUGAUCUUGGCUUUGGUGAACCAUCGAAUAUUGUCUCAUCACAACAAUUUAUUGAUAAUCAAUGGUACGAUGUUACAGUUGAACGAUAUGGUCCUCAUGGUCAAUUAACAGUUAUGGAUGCGAAUGGAACUGAUAUUUUUACGGGUGCAAGUGAUGCUCAGUCGGGUUUAUCAUUACUUGAUCUUCAUCCAAAUAGAUCGGUUUUAUUAAUUGGUGGUGUACCUACUCAAGUAUCAAUCUCCCAAUAUUAUCAGCCAUUUGCUGGUUCAAUAUCUGAUGUUCGUUUUAAUGAUCAACCUAUAAGUUUAUGGAAUUUUGAAACGUCAACAAAUCAUAAUCAAGGUGUAACACAUUCACUUUCGAAUCGUGAAGCUAUUCCAGGUAUUUCAAUGAAUGGCAAUGGUUAUGUUCUCUUUUCAAAGAGACGAUUGAGAAAAUUAGAACAAUCAUUUACUUUAACAAUUAUAUUUAAAACUAAUUCACCAACUGGUCUUCUAUUAGCUUACGGUGGUAUAGAAAAACGUUUUUUUGCCGUACAAAUAAUUGAUACACAUCCCGAAAUAUUGAUGAAUACAGGUAGUGGUCUAGUUAAUGUUCGUCUAGUACAAAGUGUACAUGAUAAUAGACCACAUCGUUUACAUGUGAAAAAACUUGGUUCGGAAUUAACAAUUCAAUUAGAUGAUAAUCAAGCCGUUAUAGCUCAUGAUCGUGAUGAAGAGUCACGAAUUGAUAGUAAUGAAGAUUUAUAUGUUGGUAAAUAUCUUGGACAAGAUUCAGUACGUGAAUCAGUGACAAAUCGUGGUUUCAGUGGUUGUAUACAAUCAAUUCAUAUUGAUCGAAUUGAAUUAACAUUAAAAUCAACAGAAUAUUUUAAAAAAAUGGAAAAUGUUGAAAAAACAUGUACUACUGAACAAAUUGUUCGUACAAUUCAAUUUGGUUAUGUUUAUCAGGAACAGUAUGCUCAAAUUGGUGCAAAAAAUUUAACAAUACCAUGGGCAAUAACAUUACGUGUUCGAAUACAAGAUCAAAAUGGAACAUUAAUUUAUUUUCAUAAUACGGAUAAUGAUUAUUUAUCAUUAACAAUUGAAAAUGGACAUAUUAUUGUUCGACACCUGCUACUACCAACAAUAAGUUUAGUACAAGUUAAAUGUACUACACCAUUAGCAAAAUCAGGAUGGAAUUAUAUUAGUUUACAUCGAAAUCAACAACAGUAUACUCUAUUUUUAAAUGAUGUAGAAUGUGGAUCAUAUGAACAACAAUUGGGAAAUGAUCGAUAUCAAUUUCAUCAAUAUAAUUCGGUGUUUAUAGGUGGACUACCAGUAAUAUCAUCACCAAGUGAAAUAACACUAACAAAUAAAAAUUUACAAAAAUUAAUUGGUUGUAUUGGAGAUGUAAAUAUUGAUGGAACAUUGAUUAAUUUUAACAAUAUUGAAAAAUUAAAAAAUGCCGAUCAAAAUUGUCAACUUUAUUCAACUUUAACACCAACAACAUCAAAUGACGAAAAAUCAUUAAUACCCCCUGAAUUUAGUUAUAAUGCAACACAGCCGUCAUAUCCAGAUGGAUUUCGAUUAAAAUUUCGAAUGAGAGGUGUUCCCAACAUAUUGGAUUUUAAUGAUACGUUGACUAAUAAUUCAACAGAAUCGGACAUUCAAUUUGAUCCUCUUGAAAGCAUCACUAAUUAUACUCAACCAAUAAAGAAUGAUAAUAAUCUCUUAGAAACUGGUGAUCCUGAAACAUCAUCAGAAGAGGUUGAUAUUGAAAUUGAUGUUGAUGAACAAACUGAACCAAAUUCUGUCUUGAUCACGGAAGAGCAGGUAGAAACAACAUCAACGGUUGAACAAUCAAUUGGAACAACUCAGUCCACGUCACUUACAUCAACAACAACAUCCAGUAUUCAAAAUAUUGUUGAUAACUCGACAGUAACAAAUGAAAAUGAGCUUGCGGAGGAAGAUAAUAUCGAUGGAAUGGGAGAAGAGGAAGAGGAGGGUGUUAUAGGUGAACACGAUGAAAACUCUCGCAUACGACGUUCAUGUACACUGUAA
Molecule: messenger RNA, 10464 nt
Organism: Didymodactylos carnosus
Lineage: Eukaryota; Metazoa; Rotifera; Eurotatoria; Philodinida; Philodinidae
Source: the annotation of a GenBank genome assembly